AUGGCUUCCAGUACUAGGGCGCUGAACGCCUAUUUCGAGCCUCCGCUGGAGAAGGAGGAGGCGGCGGUGCCGCCGGCCUGCGCUGGGCCCGGCAGCUGUAUUGACCUCACAGCAGAUGCAACUACUAGUAAUGCCAGUGUCAACAGUGCAGACUCAAAGCAACAAGAAGAUGACAGCAGCUUCUCACUGAUAACCUGGAACAUUGAUGGGCUGGAUCUAGGAAAUCUAAAAGAACGAGCUAGAGGAAUCUGUUCUUACCUGGCAUUAUACAAUCCAGAUGUCGUGUUUUUACAAGAGGUUAUCCCACCAUAUCUCUGUCUUCUACAGAUGAGAGCAGGCAGUUACACUAUUAUUCCAGGUAACAUAGAUGGCUAUUUCACUGUCAUAAUGUUGAAAAAAUCAAGAGUGAAGCUACUGAAACAUGAGAUAAUACCUUUUCCAACAACUUCCAUGAUGAGGAACCUUUUGGUUGUGCAUGUGACCAUAUCUGGUAAUGAACUUUGUCUUAUGACCUCUCAUCUGGAGAGCACUAAAGAUCACUCUAAGGAGCGUGUGAAACAGCUGCAAAUAGUGUUAGACAAAAUGCAGAAGGAGUCUGAGUCCACCACUGUUAUAUUUGGAGGGGAUACAAACCUCAGAGACAGUGAGAUUACUAAACUGGGUAAUUUACCUAACAACAUUGUGGAUAUCUGGGAAUUUUUGGGUAAACCUCAACACUGCCGCUAUACUUGGGACACCCACUCCAAUACCAACCUGGAUGCAAAGUACAAGUGCAAGAUGAGGUUUGACCGCAUUUACUUUCGGCCUGCAGCGCAAGAGGGAAAUAUUAUUCCACAAAGUAUGGACUUAAUCGGAUUGGAAAAACUAGACUGUGGCAGAUUCCCUAGUGAUCACUGGGGUCUUCUGUGUACCUUUGAUGUGAUAUUAUAAAAAAGAAAAA
Charadrius vociferus (killdeer) is the source of this 940-nucleotide messenger RNA. RefSeq names its product tyrosyl-DNA phosphodiesterase 2 (gene TDP2). Gene Ontology annotation, molecular function: single-stranded DNA binding; 5'-tyrosyl-DNA phosphodiesterase activity. The transcript is spliced from 7 exons. Gene Ontology annotation, biological process: double-strand break repair. The record is from RefSeq and is a predicted model, not a curated record. Lineage: Eukaryota; Metazoa; Chordata; Aves; Charadriiformes; Charadriidae. The coding region runs from base 1 to 930 and encodes 309 amino acids. Gene Ontology annotation, cellular component: PML body; cytoplasm.